AUGGCGGCCCUCUCCUCUCCCCUGCUCCGUUCCCUCCACCGUCACCUCCCUAUCCGCUUCUCACCGCUCCGCUGUCCGACCGCCGCCUCCCCGCGCGGCUUUGCUUCCCUCCAAUCCUUCUCCUCCUCGUGCAGACCCCGACACACCGCCGUCCGCUCCUCCUCCACUGCCCCGACAUCGGCAGCACCGGAGGCAACAGAAGAGGCGGCCCAAACCGAUGAUGAUGAGGAGGAGGCGCGGGUCGUGCUCCCCACCAACGAGUCCUCGGAACGCCUGCUUCGCAUCCGCCACACCUGUGCCCAUGUCAUGGCCAUGGCCGUCCAGAAGCUGUUCCCCAACUCCAAAGUCACCAUUGGCCCCUGGAUAGACAAUGGCUUCUACUACGACUUCGACAUGGAGCCCCUGACAGAUAAGGACCUCAAGAAGAUCAAGAAGGAAAUGGACCGGAUCAUCCGGCGUGACCUUCCAUUGGUGAGGGAGGAGGUGUCCAGGGAAGAGGCUCAAAAGAGGAUUGAAGAGCUUAAUGAACCAUACAAGUUGGAGAUUUUGGAGAGGAUUAAGGAAGAACCUAUCACAAUUUAUCACAUUGGCGAAGAGUGGUGGGAUCUAUGUGCUGGCCCUCAUGUCGACUCUACAGGGCAAAUAGUCAGAAAGGCUGUUGAGCUUGAGUCUGUCGCUGGUGCUUACUGGAGAGGUGAUGAGAAUAAUCAAAUGCUACAGCGAAUAUAUGGGACUGCAUGGGAAACGGAAGAUCAACUGAAGGCUUACAUCCACUUCAAGGAGGAGGCCAAGCGCCGAGAUCAUCGGCGACUAGGUCAGGACCUUGAUUUGUUCUCUAUACAGGAAGAUGCUGGUGGGGGUUUAGUAUUCUGGCAUCCAAAGGGUGCUAUUAUAAGACACAUUUUAGAAGAUUUCUGGAAACAAAUUCACUUGCAAUGUGGUUAUGAUCUAUUGUACACUCCACAUGUUGCGAAGGCUGAUCUCUGGAAGAUUAGUGGGCAUAUAGAUUUCUAUAAAGAGAACAUGUACAACCAAAUGGACGUCGAAGAUGAGCUAUAUCAACUUCGGCCAAUGAAUUGCCCUUACCACAUCUUGGUAUACAAGAGAAAAAUGCACUCCUACAGGGAUUUCCCCAUCCGAUUGGCGGAACUUGGAACUGUCUACAGAUAUGAGCUGUCUGGUGCUCUGCACGGGCUGUUCCGUGUAAGAGGGUUUACACAGGAUGAUGCCCACAUAUUUUGUCUAGAAGACCAGAUAAAAGAUGAAAUUAGAGGUGUUCUCGAUCUAACUGAGCAAAUACUGGGGCAGUUUGGCUUCCGGUAUUAUGAGGUAAACCUUUCAACCAGGCCAGAGAAAUCUGUUGGCAGUGAUGACAUAUGGGAAAAAGCAACAAUUGCUCUGAAAGAUGCGCUCAAUGAUAAAGGUUGGAAGUACACAGUUGACGAAGGUGGAGGUGCUUUCUAUGGUCCAAAAAUUGAUAUAAAAAUUGAGGAUGCUCUUGGAAGGAAAUGGCAAUGUUCUACUGUACAGGUUGAUUUCAAUUUGCCUGAGCGGUUUGACAUUACUUAUGUCGACUCAAAUACUGAGAAGAAACGGCCAAUCAUGAUUCAUAGAGCUGUCCUUGGGUCUUUGGAGCGCUUUUUUGGUGUCCUCAUUGAACACUAUGCUGGCGAUUUUCCACUUUGGCUUGCUCCAACCCAAGCCCGUAUUUUACCAGUGACAAACAAUGAGUUGCAAUACUGCAAUGAAGUGGCUUCAGAGCUGAAAUUAAGGGGCAUCCGUGCUGAGGUAUGCCAUGGCGAGCGUCUACCAAAGUUGAUAAGGAAUGCAGAGACACAAAAGGUGCCGCUCAUGGCUGUUGUUGGUCCUAAAGAAGUUGAAUCCAAGACACUCGCCGUCAGGUCCAGGCAUAGUGGGGAGAUAGGGAAUAUGCCUGUCGACGAUUUCAUCAGCAGAAUUGAAUCUGCAGUCUUCAAGAAAUCUUCGUUGUAGAUACUUAAAUGUGUUCAGCCGCAUUUCAUAUUGUAGAACAAUAGAUCUUCAUCUCUUCAGGUUAGCAACUGAGGUCUGCCGAUCCAACAAUUUUGUGCAUAAAUGCCAUCACCACAUUUUACUCCAGAACAGAAGCCAAAUAUUCUUCUUUGUACAUAGUUUCCUACAUGGGGUUCUUAUUUAAACCACGGAACUAACCCAUUUCAUUCAA
Messenger RNA from Brachypodium distachyon (stiff brome), 2203 nucleotides. Its product is annotated as threonine--tRNA ligase, chloroplastic/mitochondrial 2. Gene Ontology annotation, molecular function: ATP binding; threonine-tRNA ligase activity. NCBI's taxonomy places the organism in Eukaryota, Viridiplantae, Streptophyta, Magnoliopsida, Poales, Poaceae. The transcript is spliced from 8 exons. Gene Ontology annotation, cellular component: mitochondrion; cytoplasm; chloroplast stroma. Gene Ontology annotation, biological process: threonyl-tRNA aminoacylation. Bases 1 to 1992 code for a protein of 663 amino acids. The record is from RefSeq and is a predicted model, not a curated record.